AUGCUGAAAGAGUUCGAGAGCACCGGCGGCGUCUUCAUAGAGGAGGCGGACGAGGACGAGGUCGGCGUCACCUUCGCGGACGGGCGCAUCCUGGGCGACGUGCCGGAGGAGGCCAAGAGGAAGAAGCCGACGCAGGCCGAGCGGAAGCGAAAGAAGGGGCUGCAGGCGCCAGACCGGGAAGCCCGCAAGGCCAAGAAGCGGAAAGUUAGCCAGGCCGCCGACGCCGGGCCGCGGGACCUGGAGGCCGAGAACGCCAGGCUGCGGCAGGAGCUCGAGGGCCUCAAGAGCCAGGCCGAGGAGCUGAAGACGGAGAAGGCGAGGCAG
Molecule: messenger RNA, 324 nt
Organism: Prorocentrum cordatum
Lineage: Eukaryota; Dinophyceae; Prorocentrales; Prorocentraceae
Source: the annotation of a GenBank genome assembly